This is a messenger RNA of Pocillopora verrucosa, 2827 nucleotides long. The record is from RefSeq and is a predicted model, not a curated record. Lineage: Eukaryota; Metazoa; Cnidaria; Anthozoa; Scleractinia; Pocilloporidae.
AUGAGCCUUACAUAAAUGUCUUAGCAACAACUCUCCGACAAUAUCUGUCUUCUUAAUUCCGCCGAUCGUGUAAACCGAGAAUAUCUUUCUCAAAGGGAUUGUAGGUUAUCAGAAAGUGGAUAUAUUGAAGUAGUACAUCAAGACGCGAAGUUAAGCUUACUAAUUUCACUGAGGAAUCUCACACGCGUACGAUUUUACAAACGAGGUCAAAGGCUGGGCAGCAGUUUUACACAGAGGAAAAAGUUUUAACUUAACGAAGCGGUGUUCUUUCCUUGAAGGAAACAAUACAGUUAAAAUACAAAAAUGGCCAAAUUCGCCCUUAGGAACGAGCUUGGACGGUACUUUGUUGCAAUAGCAUGGAUGGGAAUUAACAUAUAUUUAUUCGUGAGUGCCUACAUAUCUCUCCAGACUUCCCCAAAAAACUUCUACCUCAGAGUUAUUGUCAAGGAAGGAUUGGCUUUUGCUCGAGCGUCUGCUGCAGUUUUGAACUUUAACUGUAUGCUUAUUCUUUUGACUAUGUGUCGGAACCUUCUCUCUUCCAUUCGAGGCCUUGGGUGUGGCACCAGUGUCCUUCGCCUUCUUGACAAGCAUAUGACGUUUCAUAAGUACAUUGCGUAUAUGAUAUGUUUCCAGACAGCCAUUCACAUAGUAGCACACGUUUUUAAUGUGGAGUUUUUCAUUGACUCACACUUGAGUAAGGACAUGCUUGUUCAGAGAUUGAACAGCUUUGAGGAUGAGGGAAGUGAAACUUAUCUAAACCCUAUACGGGACGCCAACGCUGUACCAGUAGUGGAGCUGUGGAAAUUAGCGGCUGGUAUUACUGGAGCUGUCAUAACCCUUUGUCUUAUUUUGAUGCUCUCUUCUGCCACGGAACUUAUCAGGCGGUCGUAUUUUGAAGUGUUUUGGUAUAACCAUCAUCUAUUCGUGAUCUUCUACAUUGGACUGGUCGUUCAUGGUGUGCAGGGUAUCGUACGAUUUCAGUCGAACACUGAUGAGCAUGACCCUGAAACCUGCUCCAAAAAUGUGACCUCGUGGGGAAAGGAGGGAGACUGCAAAACGCUUCCCAAAUUUGCUCCUUUUGGAAUGAAUACCUGGAAAUGGGUAGUUGGACCAAUGUUCCUGUAUCUCGUUGAACGUGGAAUCAGAUUUUAUCGCUCAUUCCAGACGGUUAAAAUUAUGAAAGUUGUUAACCAUCCAUCGAAAGUUAUCGAGAUCCAGAUGAAGAAAGCAGGCUUCCAUCAUGCUGCUGGACAGUACAUUUUCCUCAAGUGUCCCAAACUCUCUCAUUUAGAGUGGCAUCCUUUCACUUUGACAUCGGCCCCUGAGGAUGAUUUCUUCUCCGUGCAUAUUCGUAUUGCUGGGGACUGGACAGGUGGACUGGCCAAACUUUGUGGUGGUGACGGUAAACAAACAAGAAGCCUGUCUGAUAUGCCGAGACUUGCAGUAGAUGGGCCCUUUGGAACAGCUACUACGGACGUUUUUAAGUAUCCCGUGGUGAUGUGUAUCGGAGCUGGUAUUGGGGUAACACCGUUUGCAUCUAUCCUGAAGUCCAUCUGGUAUCAAUAUAAUCAGAACAAUGUUAACCCGGUGGUUAAAAAAGUUUACUUCUUUUGGAUUUGUCCCGACACGAACGCAUUCGAAUGGUUUACAGAUCUCUUGCAGUACCUUGAAGAAAGAAUGGUGGAAACUGGAAACAGAGAUUUCUUGGAAUAUAACAUUUACCUCACCAGAGGCUGGGGUCCAAAUAUGGCUCGCACCAUUGUUCUACCACGAGGAAAUAAAUAUUGUAUAUGUAUUGUAUUGACGGUUCUACAUCACAUCAUCACUGGAUGUAAACAGAAGACUCGCUAUGGGCGACCAGAAUGGAACGGCAUUUUCGGUAGCGUUGCUCGAGCUCAUCCAAGAACAAACAUCGGAGUCUUCUUUUGUGGUCCUGCUGUUCUUUCACAUCAGCUUCACCAGACAGCCAAUGCACACAGCAAUGUUGUUGAAGGAACAAAGUUUUACUAUAACAAGGAAAAUUUCUGAAGCUUUAGGUGUGACUUUUUUUAUGAAGAGAACAACAUUUUAAUUUUUUGUUUUUAUCAUAGAAUAAUGUAGUACUUUUUCAGUGUAGUUUUUAUAUUGGCAGUACAAAGUUAGUCGAAUUAGUAACUUUUUCACACUAAGAGAAUCUACAAUGCACAAGGUAAUGAUGAAAGCUACUUUUCAACUUUAGUUUCUUAAAUCGAAUUAAAACAUCAACCCUUUAACUUCCAUGAGUGACCAAGACAGAAUUUCUCCCCACAAUAUCAAUACAAUAUCAAGCAGACAAGUGAUGAGAAUAAAGAAAAAUAGAAGUUAAGGGAAUAUAAGUUGAUCCAAUACCAAAUUCUCAAGACAAACAUCACCAGAGCUGUAUGGCAGACAGUAAGGAGAAUUACUUAUGAGAUCUUGGGAGUCAAAGGGUUAAAUGGAAGUAGCUUGUCAGUUCGUGUUUGACAUUUGCAUGAUUGGAUGAGUCAUGGUGUUGAUUCAUUUUUCUCUAACCAAAAAAAUUCAAGGUUGUGUCAGAUAGUUUGCCUCAGUAGUUCUUUAAUUCAUAUUUAUUUACAGUAAAAUAGUAGUGCUUGAUAUUACUAUUGUACUUCCUAAGAAUGUAAAAUAAAUGUAAUAUACACCGUGAAACUUUAUUUUUCUAUUUAUUUUCGUCCUUUUGGAAAGAAAGAAUCAUUCAAGGACCUUAAAAGUUUUUGUAAUAUCUGGUGAGUUAAUUCUUGUAACUUCGCAUACAUUGUUUGUAAUAGGAUAGGCAUAAGUAACAUUCAAUAAAAAACUCAUUUCCUAC